This is a messenger RNA of Trypanosoma grayi, 1722 nucleotides long. RefSeq lists its product as hypothetical. The coding region runs from base 1 to 1722 and encodes 573 amino acids. Lineage: Eukaryota; Euglenozoa; Kinetoplastea; Trypanosomatida; Trypanosomatidae. The transcript has a single exon. The record is from RefSeq and is a predicted model, not a curated record.
AUGCAACCGUCGGUGACGCACCAAUUCAAAAUGUCAUGGUGCUGGCCCGAAGCUCCUCUAAAUCCUACUGACGUGGUGCCAAACGGAGCUCGGCGGGUUAUUGGCUCCACAUCCAUCAUCGAGCUUCGAGGCGACCCACACCUUGAAGGGGGCAGCCGCCGCGUAGCUCUUGUCAUGAGCUGCGGUUGUCGCUUUCUGCUUCCACUGCUGCCAGAGACCCGCGAGAGUGCCGUGGUACGGGAAUCGGGGAUUUUCUGGCGCGUGCCAUCGAGGCCAUAUCAAAAACCGGCCCCGCCCCCAUUCGCCGAGCUCCUGGUAGGGCCACUGCAGCAAGUUGAAAAAGCUGCGAAACUCGUGGAAAAAGCAUUCUCCUCCCCCAAUGCACAGAGUGAUGAAAACACAGAGAGUGAGGAGGGGUCCGUGAAAAAGUCAUCAGGAACAUCGCUGCAGGGUUUGGGGAGUUUCUUUUUUCAAACUCUACCAUACCGCACACUGUGGCUAUAUCAGUUUUGCGAGUGUCUCCUCGUGUCGCUACCAUGUGAGGAGCGACUCCUGACGCUAGGCCUGCAGCAUGGGGAACGUAGCACACGCAUUACAUCGCAACUGUCAACGACAACCAUUGAGUGCAUCGGCUCCUUCCGUCUCCCUCCAUGCGUUGUCCCCCUUGAUGUUAGCGAAGUGUACGAACGCCCAUUUGUGGCCGUUGGAACUGUGUGCCAUGGCAUCCUUGUUCUUCUUCUUAGGGAGGAUGGCGUCUGUGUGAGCAUUGCGCACCGGCUUCCCCUCACAAGUAUCGCCACAUCGAUGUUCCCCGUGACGCGUAUUUGCACUGUCUUUCCUCCAUUGACUCACAACGACGACAAGAGCGGCAUACUCGGUGUGUGGGGAAGUAAGUCUGCCCGUGUCUCACAGUGCCUAGACGGCGCCAUUCUUUGCGCCUCGCCCUAUGAAAACCGCACAGUCGCCUUGAAGUGUGCAUCUGCAGGAGGUGACUGUUGUGGAGCCGAGAUGCCGCCGCCGACGAGGACUCUCGCCGGGUUUCUUUGCUCCACACCGUACUCAUCCCCUUCAUUUGGCCCACUAAUCGCUACGUUGGAGGGAAAGCUCAUGCAGGUUGUGACAGACGACGCUCUUCGACUAGAAGCAAGAGAAAAGACCAACAAAACAUCUCAAAGUGACGAAGGACGUCAACACUACGGUGCCUUUGACGCUGUUUGCCCUGAGGUGGCCUACGAUAACACCACACGGCCAUUGCUGGGUGCGACACCUAAUCACUUCUGUGAAGGAGGCGCAGUACGUCAGAAGGUGUCGCACUCAAAAUAUCAACCAAGAUUCAUCCGUCAUUGGUUGUGUAUGUCUACCCUUAAUCAGGAGUUGGUGCUGCUCGACCGAAAACUCACAAAUUACACAAAACACAGUACAAUCACCUUGAGCAUUCCAUCACCAGGCAGUGAGGGUGCCACGAGUGCAGUAAACACCAUGAAGAGCUCACAGUCAAAGGAAAUUCUGAAGGAGAAGGAUAGUGACAAGGAAGAUGAUACCCCAAGGGUGACCGUUGAACCCAACACAUACCCAGCCGCACUUGAGGACGGUAUUGCUGGUCUCUCAUGGCUAGUGGUGAACGACGGCGUGCUACAAGCGGUUGCAGCACACCACCAGAGCUGGCUUACUGUGGUGACGUGGAGAACAUGGAAACCUGUAUGCAGUCUUUGUAAAAAGUGA